CGGCGCUGCUGCUGCACCGCCCGGCGGGAUCGCGCCCUGCCCGCUCCCCGCCAUGGCACGGCCGGGGCGCCGCCAGCCGCAGCCCGCCUGACAGCCGCGAGGCACCUGCCUCAGCCUCCCGAGGGAGCCGGGGGUCAGCAUGGGGGGGAGCCAGUUGUGAACAUUUGCUUUGGGAGGAAUGCGGGUGUGGAUGGUCCAGAUUGCCACCCAGGGGAGGAGAGAGCUGGAGACGCUAGGCUAAAAUAACCCGAGGGGAAAGAAGAAGAAGCUAUUCAUCCACUCCUGUGCCUUGUUGAGAUUUAUAUAUCUAUGUGUGUGUGUAUAUAUAAUAUACAAUUUCCCAUCCCUAUUUCCCUGUGCCACUUUGUGUCAUCAUCUUUGGGGAAUUUAACAAGAAGCCAUCAGGACACUGAACUGAAGAUAGAAAGAGGAGAAGAGAAACCAGACCCACAUCUGAGCUGACGGCUGGGUCCAAAAAUCCAUCCGAUUAAUAAAUAAAAUUGUGAGACAGACACGGGGGAAAAGAACUUUGAGGGAAUUUUUUUUCCCCUGCAGAGGUGUUUUUUUGUUUUUGUUUUUUGUUUUUUUCCUCCCUCCACUCCCCACCCCAACCUAAUCAUGAUGUUUCGAGAUCAGGUUGGAGUGCUGGCUGGUUGGUUUAAAGGCUGGAAUGAAUGCGAGCAGACUGUUGCUUUGCUCUCCUUGUUGAAGCGGGUGAGUCGAUCCCAAGCCCGUUUCCUCCAGCUCUGCCUGGAGCAUUCGUUGGCAGAUUGCACUGAGCUGCACAUUCUAGAAGGGGAAGCCAACAACCCUGGAAUCAUUAACCAAUGGCAACAGGAAUCCAAGGAUAAAGUGAUCUCCCUAUUGUUAACCCAUCUGCCUUUACUGAAACCAGGAAACAUUGAAGCAAAAGUGGAAUACAUGAAACUGUUGCCUAAAAUCCUGGCUCAUUCGAUUGAACACAACCAACACAUAGAAGAGAGCAGGCAGCUUUUGUCCUAUGCUUUGAUCCAUCCUGCCACUUCACUGGAAGACAGGAGCGCUCUGGCCAUGUGGCUCAAUCACUUAGAGGAUCGCACAUCGGGUAGUUUUGGCAGCCAAAACAGAGGUCGGUCCGAUUCUGUGGAUUAUGGACAGACACAUUACUAUCACCAAAGACAGAACUCUGACGACAAGCUGAAUGGGUGGCAGAACUCUCGAGAUUCUGGGAUAUGUGUCAGUGCUUCCAGCUGGCAGGACAAAAACCUGGGGUGUGAGAACGGCCAUUUGCCCCUCUACUCUUCUUCUUCUGUCCCCACUACGAUCAAUACUAUCGGAACUAAUACAAGCACAAUUCUCUCAGGCCAGACACACCACAGCCCUUUGAAACGAUCUGUGUCCCUUACCCCACCCAUGAAUGUGCCAAACCAGCCUCUAGGACAUGGAUGGAUGUCUCAUGAGGAUUUACGAGCUAGAGGACCCCAGUGCAUCCCCUCCGAUCACGCCCCCCUGUCUCCACAGAGCAGUGUAGCCUCUUCGGGAAGUGGUGGGAGUGAACAUUUAGAAGAUCAGCCUUCCGCUCGUAACACAUUCCAGGAAGAAGGGAGUGGUAUGAAAGAUGUUCCUGCCUGGCUGAAGAGUCUCCGCCUGCACAAGUAUGCAGCUCUUUUCUCCCAGAUGACAUACGAAGAAAUGAUGGCACUGACCGAAUGCCAGCUCGAGGCACAAAAUGUUACCAAAGGUGCAAGGCACAAAAUAGUCAUCAGUAUCCAAAAGCUGAAAGAGAGGCAGAAUCUUCUCAAGUCUUUAGAAAGGGACAUCCUGGAAGGUGGCAACCUGCGCAUCCCACUGCAGGAGCUACACCAAAUGAUCCUCACCCCAAUCAAAGCCUACUGCUCCCAGAACUCAAAUACAGACGACCAGAGCCGGGACCUGGAUUCCCACCACCUGCCUUCUCUGAUCGGCUCGGACAGCCAAGGCUCCGACUGCAAGGACUCUGCCUCUGGGUGCAUACAGCAGCACCACUUGCCUGGCUGCGAGGGCGAGUCUGGAGGGGCACCUUUGCCCGAAGGGGAUCUCCCUGGGCAGUUCACAAGAGUCAUGGGGAAAGUAUGUACACAACUUUUAGUUUCCAGACCUGACGAGGAGAAUAUAAGUUCCUAUUUACAGCUCAUAGACAAAUGUCUAAUUCAUGAGGCAUUUACAGAGACACAGAAGAAAAGAUUGUUGUCAUGGAAACAGCAGGUGCAAAAACUCUUCAGGUCUUUCCCUCGGAAAUCCCUUCUAGACAUAUCAGGAUAUCGGCAGCAAAGAAAUCGAGGCUUUGGCCAGUCGAACUCCUUACCAACAGCUGGCUCUGUCGGUGCAGGAAUGGGCAGACGGAACCCACGCCAGUUCCAGAUUCCCUCCCGGAAUCUCCCCCCCACCCGGCUGGGUCUGCUGGGCCCCAGUGGACUCCUAGGAGCUGCACAACGCAGCGCAGCUACCAACCCAACCAUCCUGAAACAAGGAAGACAGAAUCUCUGGUUCGCAAACCCCGGGGGUAGCAACAGCAUGCCAAGCCGGACCCAUAGCUCCGUGCAGAGGACGCGUUCCCUGCCCGUCCACACAUCCCCACAGACCAUGCUGAUGUUUCAGCAGCCAGAGUUCCAGGUACCAGUGACAGAACCUGACAUCAACAACAGGCUGGAGUCCUUGUGCCUGAGUAUGACUGAACAUGCCCUGGGGGAGAGCUGUGCAUGGAGCGUCAUAGGCACUGUGGAUUUCAUUGGCGGGAGCAGGCAUGAUAAGCCCACGCACACCUCUCAGCGCUUUCUGACUGACGGCGUGGACAGAACCUCUACGAUAUAGAAGAUGAACGUGUAACGGUGACAGCGCUGGCCGUGAGAAUGACUGCUGCGGGUCCAGUGGCAACAGUCUCCAGACGUGCACAGGAUUCUCAAAGAGAUUUUGCAUUCUCUCUCUCUCUCUCUCUCUCUCUCUCGUUUUAAUUUUGUGAAUGUGUAGAUUGUCCUUGUGAACUUAUCAUUAGAAUUGGACUUUGUUUUGUCAUUUAUUACAUCCUCUCUAGAGGAAAAGUGUGGGGGAAAGGCAAAGUGCUGGUCAAUAAGGUGUUAAUCUCCAGCUAGGGAGGAUGGAGAGCACCAGGCAAACAGGCACCAGGCAAACCCUGUUUCUGAAGGAGGAAAUUAACAAAUAUCACAUGUGUGACCAAAAAACAAGGGGGUAACUUAUUGUUCAGAGUUUACAACUCUUGUAUUUCACUGGAGCUCAAACAUCUACUGGAGCUGCAGUGCAGUCAAAAAGGAAAAUAAAAACCAACCACCACCAAACAUCCUUUCAACCAAAUUUAAAACAACUAAAUUUCAAUUUGUGUAUUGUUUACAUAAGAGCAGAUAUAAAGGGUACAUAAGUGUGUAAAAAUGUCUGGUAGGCCUUUGUCUCAUAUUCCUGUUGUAAAGGAUUUUUUUGUUUUACUUCUGUUAAUAGCAGCAGGUUUGCAUUUUACAUAGCAACCAAGCUGUGCUUCUAGGGGCAGGCCUUGGGUUUUCAUCUUAUCAGCUGGGAUGGAGAGGACAUCGGAGAAGAGAGGAGGGAUGUUGUGGAGUGGGCGGGACUAUAUGUGAUUGGGCGUGGAGAGCAAGUGGGAUCAGUUUCUUGUUUCUUGUCUUGUGUAUGUGAAUACCUAAAAGAUGCUGCAUUGUGGCUUUUACAGACCUGCCACUACAUCCCAGACUGACUUGAUCAUUUUCAGAACUAGCUACCGUUUGCCAGCUAAACUACAGGGGGAGGAGGGCUGGGCCUUUUCUUGCCCUGGGAGGUAACGAGGAUGUGAGCAGGUAGAGAAGGAUUAAAGGGGAAAGCAUGAGCUUCCUGUGGUAAGGGACCAUGCGGGAGAGCAGCAACAUGUAAGCAGUGCUGGACUGCAGCUCUCAGUAUGAAUAGUGAGUACGCUCUGUUCGGUGUUUAUACUGGCUCACAAACACUGAUGCCUUUUUCUUGGUCCUGACAGAUAAUGAGCGUGCAUGUGGCCAUGGAGUAAUAAGCAGGCUAAACUGGACAUUACGUGUAAGGGAAGAAAGGUCAACAAGUGGGUGGAUUAAAGAUUUAAGAGCCAGUCGUUUGGAUGCACAUCUAUCUGUGUGCUGCUGUCCUCCCAGAACUGUAGCAAUUACACGUUGCUCUUUAUAAUGGAGUUCAGGGUGGCCCUGGUUCAUUUCAUACGUGAAUUUGCUAUACCUUUGAACCAGCAAGUGUUUAAACUGAGCUCUGAGUCCAGAAUCAAGUCUCAUGUACACCAGCCUACAUCCAUAGUUGUUCCAUUGAAUUCAGUGGGUUAGCUCCAGAUUUACGCCCAAAUGAAAACAGAAUUGUCACCGAACAUUUCAGUAGUACGUGGUGAUUGAAUCCCCAUUGCUUGCUUGACACCCAGAGGGCCUGGGGUUUUUUUCUUUUUUUUUACUUACACCAGUUUUACCCCAAUGCAUUUCCAUUGGCUUUAGUGAAGUUACUCCGGAUUCACCCUGGUGUAAGUAAGAAAUGAUUUGGUGCGUGCAAUUUUUCUUUAUUAUAUAAAGAAAAGUAAUAUUGGUGCAUACCAUGGCUAUGUGAAUCUGUACAAUACUUCAGAAAUCAGUUCUGUUGGUUAACGUUGUUUGGGUGGUUGAUAUUCUCUGAAAGUAGUUAUGGAAUUGCUCGAAGAAGCAAAUAUUUUCAGUGCCAAACAUUCAACGUGACUAUUUUAAAAGGGGGGGACUAAGGGCUAAACCGCAGCUUCAAAGAGGUGUUCUUACAUGUACAAUAAGGUUUGUAAAUCCAAUUUAGAUGCAGCAUUUUUACUUAACUUUAUAAAAACAAAAAGUGCCAAAAUGCAAUUUUUCAUGCUGAUUGACAUAAAGUUGAUAUUUCUUGGUUUCCUGUUUACCAGAAUGCAUGAUACAAUGUAACUGAGCAUGAUUUGGUGGAGUAAUGAGGGAAGACGAUGGGAGGGGACUUUGGAAUGUGUUAGAAGGAGCUUAAAACAAAGUUAAUGAAGAGUUUAAUGAACUGCAGUAUUACACAGCUUGGCUAGGAAAUGAGAAGGUAUUCAAAUCUGAGUUGCAUCUUGAGCAUUCAUAGCUAUAUACAAUGUGCAGCUUCAGAAAAUGAAUUGUGAACACAAUCACCUUAGCAUGAAUCUUUUGAAAGGAAGACAAAGUAUUUACAAAUCUGAAAUUCUAUUUAUUCCUUUUGCUGAAUAUAGAAACAGAGGUUAUCUGAUUAUUAGAUAUAUUAUUUUGGAUAUAUUUUACUUAUUAACUUGCUAUGGCUGGUAACCAUGAUAAUGUCUGUUAUUAACAACCACAUAAUUCAAUUUUUCUUUUCUUUUUUUUUUAAAAAAAGCUUAUUUUCCAUUGGGAGUGUAUAGGUUAAUGAUAGACUUUGUUGUGUUUUGCUGUUUUUUGUUUUAAUUAAAAAGUAGCUUCGGUUAAAUUUUGGAAGUCCUUCCCAGCUCCGUUUUGAGGCCUGUGUUGAGUGCAGGUGCAGAGCUCAAUUUAAAAAUCAAAUUCUAAAGUAAAAUAAAUUUAUUUAUAAAAACCAGUUGCAUGCAUAAGGCUGUGAAGUCAAAUAUUUACUAAUAAAGCGGCAGUGCCUUUCUUUUUUGUAUUUACCCAUUUACCCCAAAUGCAACUGUUUUAUAAUAAGCAAGUAUCAAAUUAUUUCAAAUCUCAGAGUAACAAAUAUUUCACUACAUAUAAAUGUGGGGUUUUUUUUUCCGUUUUCUAACUAAAGCAGUGUGUAGUUGGUAUCUCUGCAAGCAUCUCUUCCAGUGACAGUAGUUUGCUACACUAUUAUCAUGUAUGAGGUUUUAUUGGUGCUUUUAUCCUUGGCGGUUUCUUACAGUUAUUAACAGUAGGGGGCAGACACACACAAGAGGCUGAGACAUACAAGGAAUGAAACAUUGCUGAUGGUUUUUCGCUGCUUCGGGUUUCACUUCUGAAUGACGGCCGACAAGGAAAACAAAAUCGCUUUUGUCUGCUUGGUGAUGCUGUCUGCACUGAGAAGCUAACAAAUUCCGUAUAUCCAAGUGUCCUUGGCUGUGUUCACACUGCAGAAAUGAACCUCUUUUGCCCCCAGGUCAAGCUUGGCUGCCCCACCCAUCGGAUUGCCCUGCUGAGCUGGACAGGAUCAGCAGGGGCCAACACCGGUAGAGAAGUGUGCCAGGCCCCUGGCAGGUUCACCACAGGGCACCCCUCCUCGGAAAGCACAUCUGUUAAACAAGUGCUUAAGUUCCGCUCACUUCAAGGGGACUUACGCAUGGGUUUAAAGUUAAGCACAUGCUUUGCUGAAUAGGAGCUGGAAUAAGAUGCGUUGCGCAAUGAGUGCUCAACGGGGCUUACCUUGACCACUGCAGCCAGACAAGUGUUUGCCUGUCGAGAGUGGGAUGUUGACGAUGUCACCCUGUUGUUAACAUGGCUCAUUUUUGCAGUGGACACAGCCUUCUAAUCGUCCCAGAUUAGGGCUAAAUUGCCCCUUUCCUCCCACCUUCCUGGUAAGGGACAAGUAAGUAUUCAUGACACUGAGGAAACCCUGCUUUUCCUUUGAGGUGCCAUGAGCUAACCCUUUCAAGGACAAGCCCUUUGUCUAAGUAGUAAUGCAGGUACCUGAGCUGGGGAUCAGCCUGUUUCUCUCAGAUGGUGGAAGUCGGGGGAUUUUUCCCCAGUCACCAACAGGCCUUCACAGAACUGUUGCUUUGUUCAAGUAGAUCAGUGACAUGCACACGGUGCAGAACGAGUAUCAUGCAGGCCCUGUUCCACACAUAUAAGAACAUAGGACUGAGAACCAGAGCUCAGAUUUUAGUCAGCACUUAAAAAUAUUUCUGUUGUCAACUUUCUCUCUCUUGGGGUGCAGAAACAGGACCCAUUUUAGGCUUUCUGAAUGUGCCUGAUGAAAAGUAGAUCCUGCAGAAGUAUAAUUUGCACACAGUUAUGAUAACACUAAAGUUGAUUUUAUACAAGUCAUCAGAGUUGCAAAGUGAGUUUUAUUUUUUGUAUUCCUUUAUCUUUACUUAAAGGUGAAUGUGUAUUCCUCUGGGAGGAAUAGGAAGAAAACAGGAAUGUUAAUAAUGUUAAACAGAAUACUUCCUCCCUUAUUAAUAUAUAACCCUUAUGUAUUUAUGCAUAACGUAAGCUUACUUUAAAAAGCUUUGGACUUUCUUUCGUUGCAUGCCAUCUUCUGGCAGUUCCUUAUCGUACAUGCAUGCAUUUAGUCCUGUUUUCUCUGUAUAAAGUUAGUGCACAAAGAAAUAUUUUUGCCUAGUUAAUGUUGCCAAGCAAUGCAUAUUUUUUAAAUUUGUCAUAUAUGGAAAUAGCAUGUUUGUUACAUGUAAAAGCUUCCUGAUAUAAAGAAAUACUAAUGUUUGAAGAUGCUGUUCUUUGCAAGUGUACAGUUUUCAAAUGUUGUUACCAGUGAAACACCCUUGUGAUUUAAACUUGCUACAAUGUAUUUAUUACUCAUUUCCUCCCAUGUAACUAGGAAUCAUGGCUAUAUUUCAUAUCAACAUUAUAUUGAAAGUGAAGGGAGAUGAUUAAUACAAGGUUUUGUAACA
Trachemys scripta elegans is the source of this 7567-nucleotide messenger RNA. It is a transcript of the gene SAMD4A, whose product is annotated as sterile alpha motif domain containing 4A. Gene Ontology annotation, cellular component: P-body. The transcript has 14 exons. The record is from RefSeq and is a predicted model, not a curated record. Gene Ontology annotation, biological process: negative regulation of translation; regulation of mRNA stability; nuclear-transcribed mRNA poly(A) tail shortening. Gene Ontology annotation, molecular function: translation repressor activity; mRNA binding; protein binding. The coding region runs from base 619 to 2829 and encodes 736 amino acids. Lineage: Eukaryota; Metazoa; Chordata; Testudines; Emydidae.